CGACGAAUUGACAGUGUGACAGCCCUAAAGCCCCCACGGACUAUGCGGGAACGCGCCUCAAAGUCCACGAGUUUGGCCCCUAAAUAGUCAAAAUGUCGGGUCACAUAAAUCCGUAACCUCCCUACAAGUCGCUGUUUAUUGCCGUCACAGUCCGCAUGCUCCAGUGGGCUCCUCGCACAUUCAUGUAGUUGAGCAGCGCCUAACAAGUCCUUUGAAACUACAUUGACAAGAUGGCAACUAAAGCGAAACGACCUAAGGUAGAUGAUGGUUCAGAGAUUAAUCCGCUGCAGGACUUUCUACAGUGGUGCAACAGAGUCGGCUUGUUACUCAGCAAAAAGGUGUGUGUGAGUAAAGAGGGAACAGUGGCCGAGUACGGGAUGCUGGCUAUGGACAACAUCGAGGAGGGAGAGGUUUUAUUCACCAUCCCCAGAUCAGCUCUUCUCCACCAGGAGACAACAAAGGUCUCUGUCGUGCUGGAGAAAGAGAGGUCAUCUCUGGAGAGCUCGUCCGGCUGGGUUCCCCUGCUUCUGGCUCUGCUGUAUGAAUACACAUCUUCACAGUCCCAUUGGAAACCCUACCUCUCUCUGUGGACCGACUUCAAGACACUGGACCACCCCAUGUUCUGGUCUAAAGAGGAGAGAGACAGACUGUUGAGGGGAACGGGUAUUCCUGAGGCUGUGGACACAGACCUGGCCAACAUCCAGAGGGAAUACAGGGACGUGGUCCUUCCCUUCAUCACCAAGCAUCCUGACCUGUGGAACCCUGACACACACACACUGAAGCUGUACUCACAGCUGGUGGCCUUUGUCAUGGCCUACAGUUUCCAAGAGCCACAGGAAGAGGAGGACAGUGAAGAUGAUGAGGAUGACGAAGAGGAGGAGAAGGCCCCAAACCCACCGAUGAUGGUUCCCAUGGCCGACAUGCUUAAUCAUGUGUCCAAUCACAAUGCAAAUCUGGAGUUUACACCGGACAGUUUGAAGAUGGUUUCCGUGUGCCGCAUUCACAAAGGCGAGGAAGUGUUUAACACCUACGGGCAGAUGGCCAACUGGCAGCUGCUGCACAUGUACGGCUUCACAGAGCCGUACCAUAGCAACGGCAACGACACCGCCGACAUCCCAAUCACCAACCUCUACAAGGUCGCCAUGCAAGGUGCUCAGUCUGAUCUGCACCGGCAGCUGGUGGAGGAGCAGUGGGAGAUGCUGGGUCAGAUGAUGCAAGAGAAAGGAGCCUUCGUCUUUGGCAAACAGGGCUGCCUCACAGACACAGAGCUACAUACUGUGCUCAAGGUGCUGUGCAUGUCGAGGGAGGAGUUCUCAGAGUUCAAAGAUAAUGAAGGAUGGGAGGAAGAUGAGGAGGAAGAGAUCUCCCUCGCUUUCUCUAACGAGGGUCUCUCUGGAUUAAAGGCUUCGUGGAAAUGGCUGAUUCAUGAAGCAGCCCAUCUGACUGUGAGGUCCUAUGGAGACAUGGAGGAGGGAGAGGGUGGUGCUAAGAGCGACCAGGAACUGAUGGAGGACAAGGCAGCGUUUGAAGGACUGAGCAGCAGGAAGCAGAAAGCCCUGCAGGUACGCUGUGGACAGAAGAGCAUCCUGCACAGACUGAUGGAGCUCACCAAGUCAUGACUCCAGCUGUGAGCCAGACUACUGGAGCUUUUUAUCUCAAUGUUGAAACUAGAAAUAUCUAAAAUCGCUGUCAAUAAAUGU
Anoplopoma fimbria (sablefish) is the source of this 1700-nucleotide messenger RNA. RefSeq names its product SET domain containing 6, protein lysine methyltransferase (gene setd6). Bases 231 to 1619 code for a protein of 462 amino acids. Gene Ontology annotation, molecular function: protein binding; protein-lysine N-methyltransferase activity. Gene Ontology annotation, cellular component: nucleus. Gene Ontology annotation, biological process: peptidyl-lysine monomethylation. The transcript is spliced from 9 exons. NCBI's taxonomy places the organism in Eukaryota, Metazoa, Chordata, Actinopteri, Perciformes, Anoplopomatidae. The record is from RefSeq and is a predicted model, not a curated record.